Molecule: messenger RNA, 1940 nt
Organism: Sus scrofa (pig)
Lineage: Eukaryota; Metazoa; Chordata; Mammalia; Artiodactyla; Suidae
Source: RefSeq, a predicted model, not a curated record
CAAGUUAAAUAAUGCAUCACAGCAUUUUGAAAAGUAGUGCCAUGUAUGUGUAGCUACAGUUUAUGAAACAUGAUCAUAUUCCUUCUCAAUAUCCAUAUUUCUUAAGUUAUAAUCUUACUCAUUUGGCUGGUUUUCAGAUAGUAGACCUCAUAUAACCCAGCACUGAUGAUUCCCUCCCUGGAUAUUUUUCAGAGUCAUUAUAGUCUUGUGGAGGUGCCUUACAACUAGAAGCAUGAAAAAGCCAUAGACUCUGGCUUUAUGAAGAGUUCCCAGGCCAGAUAACUGCUCUUCUGACUGUACCUCUGCAGAGAUUCAUGGAGUUCUGGUCAUCGUAGGCUGGUAAACACUGUUGAAUGACCAUCACACAUACAAUUAAGUAUAAAUAUACAGUUAACAUAUCUUCACAUUAAAACUUAAAAAGGAGAUAAUGUGUUAUACCCUCAUGAUGAGAUAAGUAAAUAUUAAUUUUUGGCUGCAUCCACAAUAUGUUGGAAGUUCCUGGGCCAGGACUGAAUCUGGGACACAGAAGCAACGCGAGCUGCUGCAGUGACAAUGCCCAAUCCCCAACCUGCUGCGCCACAAGGGUACUCCCUAAAUAUUUUUAAAAAUAGCACACCCUGAGCUGCUGGACCUGGUGGGGGAGUAGGGUCAUUUUCAACUUGAGCUGGGGUGCCUGGAGCUCUGAGUUCGUGUCCUGGGCUGCGCAGAAGCACGGGUCAGUUUCAGACUUCCUUUGCCUGGCUUGGGUGCAGAGAGGGCAUGGUGCCUGGAUCCCUCCCCGCAGAGGAUCCGCUGGUCCAGGCCAGGGGAUGCCCUCGCUGACCCCUGGUCCACAGCUGCCUGCAGCUGGCCUGCAGUCAUGGCAGACCACCUGCUGCUCGUGGAGGGAAACCACCUGAUGCCAAGGCCACAGCUUACCGUGCCUGCCCAAGGCACUCACGUGGUCUGGAUGCUGCAACCGCACUGGGGACUGGGCCUCGACAAAUGGUUGCUGCCACGGGGGACUCCGCUGGGCCUGCCGCUGCAGCCACCACGUGGCGUUCUGAUGUGCGGGGCCUUCGGCAGCCACCGACCUUCCAGUCCUUUCUGUCUGUGCUGCUGCCACCACCAGCCAGCCAGCAGCACGCACCUACAGCCCAGGGUGACACUCUACCCAAGUCCCGAGACCGCGCACACACCCCCACUCCCAGCGCCAUGGGAGGCCCCCCUGGGCCUGCAGCCAGUGCCUGGAGGCCCAGCUCUGCCACCGCCACCACCCACGCACGCUCUGGUCUGCAUGGAGAGGGAACUCAUCCAUGAGGAGGCGCUGACAUCGCUGGAGCUGGAGCUAGGGCUGCACCCUGUGCGGGAGCUGCCCAAGCUCUUCCUGGGCCAGAGCCAGUUCAACUGCUUCUCAGACUUUGGAUUGGCACCACCCACUGGCUCUGUGAGCUGCUAAGUGAUGCCUGCCUGGCCUGGCGGAGAGAAGGGGGCGGCCUCGGCUGACUCUGCACACAGCGCUGGGACCCCUGCAUGCAUCUUCCUUGAGGGUGAGGCAGCGGUUAGGGCACAGAGCCCACUCCGGGGCCGCGACGUCUGGCCUCACUGCAGACCCUGCUUCCUGCAGGAUGACAGUUUGGGCUCAUCUCUCUGACCAGAGCCACAGGGCAAAAGUGAAGGGGUCUAGACACCCCUUGCAGCCUCCAAGCUCUUGGAUUCUGUAUCCUCUCCUCUCAGAUCCCCCAACCCAGCUCCCCAAUCUGAACUAUUCCAGGGUUCUGCCUGAUUCCCCCUCUCCUUGCACAGCCCACCUUGUUCACUGGGUCGUGGGAGCUGCACAACCUCCUGGCCCCUGCCCUGGAGGCCUGGGCCCUGAGGUCAUUUGUUGGGCCUCCCCCUCUGGGGAGGGGCAGAUUGUACAGCCCUCACCCCUGCAGAGUGGCCUCCAACACCAAAAUAAA